Molecule: messenger RNA, 1260 nt
Organism: Lindgomyces ingoldianus
Lineage: Eukaryota; Fungi; Ascomycota; Dothideomycetes; Pleosporales; Lindgomycetaceae
Product: gelsolin repeat-containing protein
Exons: 2
Coding region: 76-1260 (394 amino acids)
Molecular function (GO): actin filament binding
Source: RefSeq, a predicted model, not a curated record
CGCAAACCCGUGCGUGUUGUAGAUAUUGUCUUUAAUUCAUCUUCCCACGUAUUCAGGUAAACUCAACUCAACAAAAUGCCGCCCCACAAAGGCCUCGUCCACCCAAAAGAAUACGACUGGCGCGACUCUAACGUGGAACUCAUAAACUCCUCCAUUGACCACAAAAUAAAAUACCAAUCCGCAACCACAGAGCCCGCAUGGAACAACGGCAUCAUUGGUAUUGAACCCGGGCUCUUCGUAUGGCGGAUUGAAGAUUUCGAAGUCGUGCCUUGGCCGAAAGAGAAGUAUGGGCAGUUUCAUGAAGGGGAUUCAUAUAUCAUUCUUCACACUGAGAAAGAGGGUAAGAACAAAAUGAUCCACGACAUAUUCUUCUACCUCGGUUCCCACACGACCCAAGACGAAGCUGGAGCCGCGGCCUACAAAACCGUGGAACUGGACGAAUAUCUGCACGGAACUGCAACUCAGUAUCGCGAACUCCAGAACAAUACAUCCGACGACUUUCUCGCGCUCUUUCCAAAAAUCAAAAUCCUGCGCGGUGGUGUCGCUUCGGGCUUCACGCAUGUCGCAGAAGAGGAGAACGUACAUGUCGAUAUGCUUCUCCGCAUCUUUAAACAUCCGAGCCUGGCUGCCAGUCGUGACGCAAUCAUGGUGCACGAAGUUGAACCGACGUGGCAAUCGCUGGAUGAAAAUGACGUCUUUGUUCUCGACCGCGGGGAUAAGAUUUUCGUCUGGCAGGGCCAGAAUUGCGCACCGAUGGAGAAACUAAAAGCCGCGCAGGUCGUCAAUGAUCUCACGCUGGCAAAACAUGUGGAGGUUGAGGUGUUGAGCCAAUCAGAGACUAGGAGCAAGGUUGUGGUAGAUUAUUUGGGGGGUAGGGAUGUGGAUGUAUUUGACCAAAAGUUUGUGUGUGAGAGGCCAGCAGCAAGGAGGGAAGAAGGUAGGGGGGGAAUGCAGGAGGCGAGGAAGGCGAAGAAGUUAUUUAAGUUGAGUGAUAAAGACGGUGAGCUAUCUUUUACGGCGGUGAGUGAGGGUGAGAAUGUUAACAAGGGCGAUUUCGAUGGAAACGAUGUGUUUUUGCUAGAUUCUACUCGCGCGAUUUGGGUUUGGGAGGGUAAAGGUGCGAGCAGAGCGGAGAAGGCGUCGUGGUUGAAGGUCGCACAAGCUUAUGUGAGACAUGUGAGUGAGGAUAGUUCGAUGUCGAUAGGGAAGGUUGUAGAGGGUAAUGAGAGUCAGGCGUUCUGGGCUGCUGUGGGGGCUUGA